AUGGCGGUCGAAAAACGUCCCGAAGAUCACGGCAAACACGUCGUUAAUCCCCCCAAGCCACCUCCUAGGCCGCCGACCCCUAACCCGCCUUCUAGACAAGAUCCGCCUCUCUACGCAACCCACCUUUGGAAAUGCUGCAAGUGCAAGAACUCGUAUGCGCCACAGGAGAUCAUGUGCACCAAGAACGGGUGUAGACAUGGUCGCUGCAAGAGCUGCACGUUGGAGCAGAUCCCGUCUAUCCCUUGCUCGUGA
Daldinia caldariorum is the source of this 252-nucleotide messenger RNA. RefSeq lists its product as uncharacterized. NCBI's taxonomy places the organism in Eukaryota, Fungi, Ascomycota, Sordariomycetes, Xylariales, Hypoxylaceae. The record is from RefSeq and is a predicted model, not a curated record. The transcript is spliced from 2 exons. Bases 1 to 252 code for a protein of 83 amino acids.